UUUUAAACACAUAUAUAUCUUCCACAGAAAAACAAAAUAACAGAAAAAUGGAAUAGAUUUUCUCUCCAAGAUCCAAAUUUUCCAUUUCCAGAACUUCACCAGAAAAACGGAAAACAGAAACCCACCACCAAUCACUGCGCUUUCCCUUUUUCCCGGCAAAUUCAUACUCUUUCUUCUUUCCACACUGUUUUUCAAACUCCAGUAGUUGAUCACGAGUUUUCUUAUUUUAACAACUCUGUUAGAGCCCAGAUUUCAUUUCUCCGGAAAGUGGAUUUCUCCUUCAGAAUCUGUUUAUUCAGCUAGCUUCUGCAUUCCUUCCCUGAAGGUCUCUAUCUGUUUCAUGUAUUAUUGGCAACUCAGGAUCCAAUAAACAACACACGAGUUUCAAUUGUUACAUUGCUGCUCAUAUUCCUUGUGAAUAUACAGAUACAACUGUAAAUAGAAUGGGAAUCAUUUCACGAAGUAUGGUUGCUAAAAAACCAAAUGAGACAACAAGGCUUUUUAUAACAACUUUUCUUGGAGUAGGUUUUGGCUUCUUGAUAGGGGUAUCUUUUCCAUCAUUAUCAUUAUCUAAGCUGAAUAUCUCAUCCAGCCUUCUUUCUUCUGUUGAUUUCUCAUACAUUGAUAACAGAAAAUUAGGCUUGCCCACUGAAACCCCAUCCAGUUCUCAGUAUUCAAGAAAGGCUGAUAAUAACAACAGAAAUCAAGCGCAAAAUCUGAAUGACACAUCAAAGAUUUGGGUCCCUUCAAAUCCCCGUGGUGCAGAAAGACUGCCGCCAGGAAUAAUUGCGGCUGAGUCAGAUUUCUAUUUACGUAGAUUGUGGGGUAAGCCUAGCGAGGACUUGACCAGCACUCCAAAAUAUCUUGUAACCUUCACUGUUGGUUAUGAUCAGAGGAAAAAUAUUGAUGCAAAUGUUAAAAAGUUUUCAGAGAACUUUACAGUCCUUUUAUUCCAUUACGAUGGACGGGUGAGUGAAUGGGAUGAAUUUGAGUGGUCCAAGCAGGCUAUUCAUGUGAGUGCUCGUAAGCAAACCAAAUGGUGGUAUGCCAAGCGUUUUCUGCAUCCUGAUAUUGUUGCGCCAUAUGACUACAUAUUUAUCUGGGAUGAGGACCUGGGAGUUGAGCAUUUUAAUGCAGAAGAAUAUAUAAAACUAGUGAAGAAGCAUGGCUUGGAGAUUUCACAGCCUGGUUUAGACCCUAACAAAGGAUUAACCUGGCAGAUGACAAAGAGAAGAGGUGAUCGUGAAGUUCACAAAAUAACAGAAGAGAGACCAGGCUGGUGCACUGACCCACAUCUACCACCCUGUGCAGCUUUUGUUGAGAUCAUGGCUACAGUGUUUUCACGAAAUGCAUGGCGCUGUGUGUGGCAUAUGAUUCAGAAUGACUUGGUCCAUGGAUGGGGUCUUGACUUCGCCGUUAGAAAAUGUGUAGAGCCUGCUCAUGAGAAGAUAGGAGUUGUAGAUUCUCAAUGGAUUGUUCAUCAAACUAUUCCCUCGCUUGGAAACCAGGGUGAGUCACAAAAUGGGAAGGCACCAUGGCAAACGGUGAGAGAGAGGUGCAGAAAGGAGUGGACUAUGUUCCAAAACCGGAUGACAAAUGCAGAAGAAGCAUAUUUUAGAUCAAAGGCAAUUGAAUCUUCCAAUUCCACAGUUCAUUAGCCAGACAGCAAUUACAGAAGCUGGGUGUACACUAGCAUCUUUACACAUACAUAUGUAGAAUUUAUUCUUGUAAUAAUAACAGUUAUUUAUUUACUAAAUAA
Messenger RNA from Hevea brasiliensis (rubber tree), 1759 nucleotides. RefSeq lists its product as uncharacterized. Bases 444 to 1658 code for a protein of 404 amino acids. NCBI's taxonomy places the organism in Eukaryota, Viridiplantae, Streptophyta, Magnoliopsida, Malpighiales, Euphorbiaceae. The transcript is spliced from 15 exons. The record is from RefSeq and is a predicted model, not a curated record.